CACUCGCAGGUCCGGGUAAACACUCGCAGCAGCGGGGACGCAUCUGCACAAGCCUCCCCCUGCGCCGGAGCCGGAGCCGCUGCUGGAGGCGAGGCGGAGGCUCGCCGCCUGCGUGCGUUUUUAUGUGCAGAGAGAGAGAGGGCUAUGAUUUGGCCAUUUCCAAAACAUUACCGCUCAAUGCAUUUGCAACUUACAACGUGUGCAGUGAUGGCUGCUGCUGAGCAACGGUGCUCCAGCUUCCACCAGCAGCACUGCGCAUAAGGCAGCACACCCACCUUUGCCCUCCCGCCCUGAAGUGAGAGAGACACCACCAUGUAUAGUGUGGAGGAUCUCCUCAUUUCGCAUGGAUACAAACUGCCCAAGAGCGGCCCUCCAUCCGCCACGCCUUUCGAGAAGCGCCCCGCUGAGUGCCAGCAUGAACUUGUGGACAACAGGGCUGGCCGGGGGACGCUAAAUGGGAAUGAGGCGGACAGGGGUGCGUCCAUCACAGGCAUCUACAGCACCAGGCAAGCGCUGGUGAAGGCCUACCCCACCGCUGACAACGAGGGCAGGGAGAGGAACCAAAGGAGAAAAGAAAUCGGCAUUGGUAUCCUAGGUGACGCUCAGCCCUUGGGUGAUUCGCUUGCCACAGAUAGUGGGUUCUACGAUGUUCCUAGUUUAACUUAUUCAGAGCCACUGAGCCAUGAUGAGAGGGAUAUUUCCUACUGGCGGAGGCGGGGCCAGGACUUCAGUAUCCUUCUGGACUAUGCUGAUGGCAGAGAGCUAAGGGCCUCCGCUGGAGCAUGGAGGCCACAGGCCCUGAUGACAGCAGAGGAAUACAGGGCAGAAAGACAAGCGCAACAGCUAUGGGAGGAUAUUUCCUGGUUAAGGGACCCAGACGCUGGCCCUGGUCAUCUAAGGGUGACUGGGGAGAGAAAGUGCCAAAGCCUUGGUACAGAGGAAUGGAGACCGGCUGUGGGCCUGGGAAGGCAGCUGUCAGAUGGGGAUGGGGAAAGGUGGGCGAAGGACCAUUACCGCCUAAGGACACCUGAAGGUUUUUUUCACCCUAGAACUAAAGCAAAAUCUCAGUCUCUCCCUCGAGUUUUAUCACCUGAAGGAGCUGACAGCAGAGAGCUCAUUCUAUCAAGACCUAGCCUACCUGACAGACAGAGGAUAAACAGCACUGUUUUCUCUGGCCCGUAUAGUAGGUACGUCUAUGGUGGCGUAAGGGACCGGUGGAGUAGGAAUGUUGGGCCAAGUAGCCAUGUUGUACUUUUACCAAAGCCCAGGUUCAGCAGGCCUUUAAAGCCUCCGUCAUAUGAGAUUCACCAGCAGACUAGGGGUAGCGCAGAAAUGCUUGCUAUAGACCAGGGUGCCAAACAGAAAGACAGACCAAUCUUUUAUCCAAGGGGUGGGGACCUGAGACAAGACUAUUUCGCACAACACUCUACCAUCACAGGAAUGGAGCCCCCUGGCUACAUCCCACCGCCCUCUUACAAAAGGGCACUACCACCAAGAGCGGUUUCAUUCAGCCGCCAUGAAAUGGCCAACUUAAGAUGGAGAGCAGAAGCUUUGCAUAUGCCUCACUCAGAUCCCGGAAGGUGGUUUUCCAGGCAGGGAAGUGGCUCAUGGUUGGAACAUCAUGGAGAGCGUGUUGCAUCCUAUCGAAAACAGGUUUAUUCUGGACAUGAAGAACUACAAGCUCAAACUCGUCAAUUACCUGCUGAAGAUCCAAGAGUGAAGCAAAUCUCAGGAGGGCCUAGCGGAAAUUCUCUCACUGACUCAGACAAAAUCCGUAACAUCAACAAAGAGAUUCCCUCCGCUAAGACUUUAGGACAAUCUACAAAUGAUAGUGCCUUUCCUCCCCAACAGGGAGCAGCUGUUAAUACCGAAACACGCAAAACAGCUCUCAAUGACAAUGACAGCAGUAACCGAUGGUGCAACAGGGGUAUACACAAAAAAAGUGACAUUUUAGGUCCUGAACGUAGCCAAUUUCUUCCUUCAUCUAUUCUUGGUAAACCACCCCCACCCCCAUGUAAGCUGGCUGACCAGGGUGUUUCAGAAACUGUUACAGAGGUAAAGAAAGUGGAACAAACUGAGCCACCUGAGAAAGAAAAAUCUAAGAAUCUAAAAAAGAGGCUUAGUGAAACAAUCUUUUGUUUGGUAUCUGUCCCUGUUACACCUCAGCUCAGUGGAACAAUUCGUGAUCAGAAUAAUAACAAUGAGAAGUCACCAGAUCCAGCAAGCAGUCCUAGUGACAACAAAACUGGCCAUUUAACAAACCAAAGUCUCCAAAGCACAUCUUCAGCUGAAGCUGAGCUACAGGCCCUGACAGGUAGUAUAGCGAGCAGCAAAACAAGCAGCAGAGCCAGCAGCAAAAUGUUUAAGAAACUACCCUGUAGACCCCCUAAGAUAAACCAUUACAAGGAGCUGAAGUUGUCGGGAACCUGGCCUGCAAACCAGUAUCGAGAUCAGGAGACACAAACUAGCCCAGAAGCCCGAAAACCUACCCCUGACAACAAGGAAGCACAACAAGACCCUGUUCCUCCUGGCACUGAGGUUGCUCCUGAUAGCAGUGGUGUAGCGGGCACUGCCUUUAGUUUUCCUAUGAAAGGAGUGAAGGGCCUGAAACUGUCAAGUAACAGCGCCUUCUCUCUUACCUCUACCUUCUCCAGCACGCUGAGCUUGAGCACAGUUCAGCAGCCAGCAGUACCACCCUCAGGAAAUGUAGAGGAGGCUAAACCAGCAGCAAACAGUGGGCAGGAGACUUUUGAACAACUGCGUCUAAAAUCCACCACACAACGACCAUGGGAUGCUGUCAAAGAACUGGAAACUAUCAAAAAAGAAGUCCAGGAUGAACAGCAGCAGCAGAUUAGCAAACAGCCCAGUGUUGACAAGUGCAUAGAGGACCUCAAUGAGGCAUACAAAGACAUCUUAGAGCUAGGCACUGCCAGCAAUAAAGUCUCAAAUGGUUCGGUCCAGAUCCCAUAUGAGCGUAUCAAAAUCCGACUGACAUCAGAACCUCUCAAUAAGCCAAGCAGCCUUAGGCGCAGUGCAGUAAGCUGGUCUGUUGACCCUGAAUACAGAGACGUAAAGAGCGCCUUCUCUAGGCCUGCAACAAAGUCAGUAACCUUCAGCAAGCAGCUUAGAGAAGAGCUCCCAGUCCCACCUCGGGAGACAGGCUUCAGAGAAUACAGGGUUGUUGCGCACCUUUCACGUAGAAGGAGCAACGAUGGCAGGACAGUAAAACUAGACCUGCCAGAUGAGCCUAUCGAGACACCACUUUGUGACUUCAGUCCAACAGCAAACACCACAUCAGCUGAGGUGCCUUGGGCAGAUAGACAACCCAUGCAAGAUGCCUCUACGCUCACUAGUCCUCCAGAUUACGAGGACAUCUGCCAGACUUUGCGUCAGUCUAAAGACCCAGCAGAUGUUAAUAGAGCAUCUGCUGGCCAUUCCAGAUCUAAUGACACAGAGCUUUCUCAAGAUCUCAGUGCUGAAUCUGAGGAGGACUGCCCGAUUUGUAAAAGAGAGAUGGAGAAUCAGAUGAGACAGGGUCCAUUGCCUCCACUUCAUGAGGAGAACAGUUCAGACAGCUCGGCCAAUCAAAAUGGCAGUCCACCACAGUGUGCUGCAUUAGAAAGUCCUGCAGAAGAUUUACAAACGUUAGAGCCAAAUGACUCUAGUUUGAAUCAGUCAGGUUCUGACCUUUGUGCUGAAACAAAGGACCAGAGCUCAUUGACACAAGAGGGAGACUGUGAAAGAUCAGGUGAUGCUCAGACAGAAAACUCAGACAGUUCAUGCACAGUUAAUCCUGCUGACAGUAUACCAGCAAAUGAAGCUACAGAGGACCUUUCCUCCGCAUCCACAAUAUUACCAACUGAUCUGAUCGCAGACACCCAAGUCACAGAGGAAGGAAGUUUGAAUGAAACAGUAACAAAAGACGUAGAAUUAGAAGAGAAGAAAGCUAUUACAGGAGAAACAUCUGAAGAAAGUCCUGACAAACAGACAGUUGACCAGAAAAGUACAGGGCAAGACAAAACAAUACUUGAUGACAAACAGGAGCAAGAGAAGAAGUCAUUUGCAACCUCAGAGCAUCGACUUGGUCUACGAACUCAUCUGGGUCGAGAUCAUCCAGGGUUACCAGAGUUUCCACCAGAUAGGCUGCCUCUUUCAGUUCCCCCUAACCUAGACCGAAGAUUAUCUCUUAGCCUUGAGGGGGAGAAAAAGACAAAGGGCCCUUCCAAUCGAAUUGAAGCACUGCAGAACAAGCUGGCUAUUUCUCCAGGUCGGGUUGCAGUUGAACGACUGGCCAGGAUGAGAGAGGUGGAUGUUAUAUGUCGUGUGAGACGCCUGAGCAUUAGGAGUACUGACUCUGGGGAGGGGGAGGCAGAUGGGGAGGAUGAAGAACAAGUGGAGGAGCUCCUCCAGAUACCUCAGAAGGACAAUGAGAACAAUCAAGAAGUCACCCAUACACAGCAGGUCGCUGAUGAGACAGUGAUGCAAGAUGAGCAGAGGUCAUCGCUCUCAGAACCCCAUGAUCCCAGCCGAGGGGAAACAGUGUAGAAAAACUGCAUCCAUCAUCUCCAUCUGAGGUUUUUAGCUCCAACACUGUGACCUGGCUGCCUACUAGAAUGCCUUCAUCUCAUCUUGACACAGAAAUGGCCUUCUUGUCCGACAAGAGCAUUGUGUACACCUUCACCCUCGGCGCUGCAUUGACUACUAAGAGUGCUGUUCCACUGCCAAAGGGAGGCCCUAUUAACUUCUUGGGCAACUUCUGCCCCAAAUCCCUCCCUUGCCUUCCCAAACUGACUUCCCACCUCCCCAUCUGUCCUCCAUGCCCAGCCCCAUCCUCUUAUAGGGUUUCUACUUAUUAGUCUUCUUGUAGCGGCUUGUCCUUUCUAUUCUAUCCUCCCUAUGCUUUUCUCAUUGGCAGACAUUAUGCAAUUCUGUCAUGCAAACUAGAGCUUCUGAAAGGCCCAUAGCGAAAAGGUUGGUUUUUUUUCGCAUUUUUGAACCAAUGUGUUUGUUUACGGGGGAGCAGUUAAGGAUAUGAAUGUAAGUGUUAUGUUAAAGCUAGCUUAGACAUGGAAGCCUAUUGUGUUGCAUUUAAAUUACACCAAAAUUACCUGCGUAUCUGAUUGUGGCAAGGUGACAGCUAUUUUAGAACUGGACAUCACUGUCUUUGGCUAAAGAACUGUUUUGAUUUUCAGAAGAGGUAAAUGCGCCUUUCUUUUUUUUAAGACUUAAUUACAUUGUACCCUUUCUCAUUGCUUUUGUACACACUGCAACCAUAACCCAUAGAUCUCUUCAAUGAAGAGUGACUCUAUACCACAUGACAUGAUAGAUCAGUAACCUAUUAUACGAUACUGGUUCUGUGCAGGAGAGGGAGAACUGCCCUUUUUAAACACAGGCAUAAUUCCUGGAUCAGGUGAAGUUUCUGAUUAGUCCCUGAUCAAUUCAAUGUAUAGCUCAAAUUUCCAGGUAAUUUCAGGAAGCAAUAAAGGCACAGAUUGGGCUGGUGGUCAGUAACUUUGGUAAACAUUAAAGAUGGCUCUAGGGAUUUUGAACAAGAAAAAAAAAUAUGUAGAGCAAUAUUGUUGUACAAACAGCCCAGUGGUGUAGUGGAGCUACCUGUAGGAACCAUUGUCAACAAUCUUAAUGUGAACACGUCAUUCAGAUUAUAUUACAGGAAAAUUUAAUUGUGUCAGGGUAAAUGGGCACUUAACAUAGGGUGGGUGCUUUACUUCAUGAAAAGAUAUUUAUCUUCAUAAUUCUGUGUUGUAAAGAGAAGACAUUUCAUUGAGUAUUUAUUUUUUUUAUCAUCAAAUUGUUAAUCAGUUUGCAUACUGUACAAAAUAAAGUAUAUUUUAAAUACUUUAAGAGAAAUUUUGUAUUUAGCCAUGAAAUUUUAUUUCUCCUAAUUUAUAUCAAUCUGAAAGUAUCACAUCUGUGGAUAGUAUCAUAUUGAGAAUAUACAUAAUUUUCUAGUGGUUUAGAAUCUAUCAGAGCGUUAUAAGAAGGGAUGACCCCGUGGUGUGCCUUGAACACACGAUCCGGUUUGAGUGAACGAUGGGGUUCAUUACUGCGAAAGUUGACAGGAUGGAAACUUUAUGAAUGUGCCAUGAUUUCGUAUUUGAUAGAGCUUUUUCAUACAGUAAUUAAGUCAAUGUUGGACACACCUUGUGAUAUAUGAGACAUCAAUCCAUCUAAACUGUAUUUCCUAUGUUGGUGGACAAACAUGAUCUGUGUCUUAUCUUUGUCUUUGUAUGUCUUCCAAUUCAUGUAUUGUUAUGUUGUCGUUCCUCAAAAACAUGUUAACUAAUAAAAUUUUGGAUAUUUUUUCUUUUCUUUCUUUUCCACCCUUCUUUAUUUCACUCCUCCUUCUAUCUCUUUUCUUUUCCUUUCUCUGUUUAUUUCAUUCCACGGUGUGUAAAAUGUUUCGCCAUCACCAACACUUAUUGCACUACAGAAUACGAUGCAGUAUGCUCUUUUAGGCCACAUAUU
Messenger RNA from Cololabis saira (Pacific saury), 6486 nucleotides. RefSeq names its product junctional cadherin 5-associated protein. The transcript is spliced from 4 exons. Gene Ontology annotation, cellular component: ruffle membrane; adherens junction. Gene Ontology annotation, biological process: positive regulation of blood vessel endothelial cell proliferation involved in sprouting angiogenesis. Lineage: Eukaryota; Metazoa; Chordata; Actinopteri; Beloniformes; Belonidae. The coding region runs from base 313 to 4545 and encodes 1410 amino acids. The record is from RefSeq and is a predicted model, not a curated record.